Molecule: messenger RNA, 2232 nt
Organism: Paramecium tetraurelia
Lineage: Eukaryota; Ciliophora; Oligohymenophorea; Peniculida; Parameciidae
Exons: 3
Biological process (GO): phosphorelay signal transduction system
Molecular function (GO): phosphorelay sensor kinase activity
Source: RefSeq, a predicted model, not a curated record
AUGGAUAAUUCAUUCUUGAUGUCAAUGGCUUUACUGGUAAGCGGGAUUCUGAUUGCAAUACAAGUAAUAGUUUUCAACUCAGAAAUAAAUAGAUUACAAUUGAUAAUAACUAUUGGUUAAAUAAUUGCUAGUGUUAUUUUGUUAAUCAAGCCUUAUCAGAGGAGAAAACUAAUAUAUCUAAUCUCUUUUAUGAAUGCCCAAUAAAUUUUACAAUAGACGAAUUUCACAUUCUUAUUUAUUGUGUUAACAUAGAUUUUAAGUUGUGAAUUGGAGUUUGAAAUUCAAUUAAAUAAGGCUUUUAGAAUAUUACUCUUAAUCUCUCAGGUCUUUAGAGUCAUAUUUUUUUGGGAAAAUCAUUUUUUUGAAAAUACUCAAAUCAUUAUUUCAGCAAUUUUUUCUGCUAUAUUAUGGUUGAAAUCAUAUUUAUAAUCUCACAAGAAGAAAAAAUGCAUAGUUUAAAAUUCCCAUAACUCUAAUAAUCAUUUAUAAUUCAAUUCUCCGACAAAUCUAAUAGUAUCCUUGAAAUAAUUAGAUAGCGAGUUAGCUAUUCUUGACAAUCUGCCAAUUGGAAUGAUUGUACUGGAUAUGUAAUAAAAUAUUAAGUAUUUAAAUUCAUUUGCAAAAUAAUAUUUUAAGAACUUUGAGUGUGAGAGAAAUGAAGAUAUAGUUAUAUUGUUAAAACAAUAAUUGAUAAAAAUGUUACUUGAUCAUAUGGGAGGACCUGAAGAUUUAAAUAUUCCAACUGAUAAUUAAAUAUCAAAUCGACCUUUUCUAUCUAGUAUUUAAAUAGAUGAUCCUAUCUCAACUAUUUUAAAUUAAAAGGAGGAGCAAUUUAAUCUAAUUUUUAAAUUUAAGGAAUUAAGCAAAAAUGGAAUUUCUAAGAUAAAAUUUAUUAAAAUAUCAUUGAUACAGUAAUUUUUAAAAUCUGAAGAAAUCACAUUAGUGAUGAUUUAAAAUGUGUCAAGUAAGGAAAGAAAGAAGGAAUUAACACAAUUUAUAAAAUUUCAGAAUAGUAUCCUUAAUUCAUUUUCUCAUGAAUUAAAAACACCAUUAAACAGCUCUUUAUAGUUACUUGAAGCAGUGUCCAAGAAAUUAAGUCAUUCAAUGAAUCAAGAGUUCAUUUAGCCUGCAUUAAAUUCUAAUAAAUUGUUACUAUUCUAAAUAAAUGAUAUACUCGAUUAUGCAGCUAUGUAAUCGAAUUAAUUCGUACACAAAUAUUAGUAAUUCAAUAUUAAGGAGGUUGCAGAAUACAUAAAAUAGUUAUUUACUCAGGCUUGUGAAAGCAAAGGUAUAAAUUUAACAUGUAAAAUUCAUCUAACAAAUUUAAUUGUGACGAAUGAUAAAUAGAGAAUCAUCUAGGUUCUCAUAAAUUUGUUAAACAAUUCAAUUAAGUUCUCUCCUUCAAAUACACACAUUAGAAUUCAGUUCAAAAACAAAUUCAAAUCCUCAAAAUAAUAUAUUAAAAUUAAAGUCAAAGAUUAAGGAUUUGGCAUAUCAGAACAAAAAUUGAGUUUCAUCUUUCGAGAACUGCACUCGGUAUCAUCUGAAGAAAGUGUAUAUUGGAUGACUCAGAAUCAAUUGUCUUCUGGAAUUGGAUUGAAAAUUUCUAAUCGUCUAAUUCAAGGAUUGGCAUUUAAUGAACACAAAAAGAGUUCUUUCUCAAUAAAAUCUGCACUCUAGAAAUAUACAUAAAUAUCUUUUUAUAUUUCUGAUAUGAUUAUAUUAAAAGAGGAUAACGAAUCAAUUUCAAAUGCUUAAAGUGAUGAUGCACAUUGUAUUUCAAUGUACAAGAGUGUUGACUAUAAAUUGAUUCAAAACAUCCAUCUAAAAUCAUGCAAUUGCUCAGCUAUUUUACUUGUAGACGAUGUGCCAUUUAAUAUCCAAGCUUUAAAGACUAUUUUGAUGCAGCAAAAAAUAACAACAGAUUCUGCCUACAAUGGAAUUGAAGCAAUAGAUUUAGUUAUCAAUAAGUAUCAAUAAAAAAAAUGUCAUCCUUUCUAUUAAUUGAUAGUUAUGGAUAUAGAAAUGCCAUUACUAAAUGGUUUAUAAGCAACCUAAAAGAUAAUAUCAUUCUUCAACUCAAUAAAUGUAAAACCUCCAGUUAUCAUAGCCAGUUCUGCUUAUGAUUCAACCGAAGAGGACUUGUCCAUAUUUUCGGAUACAUUACCAAAACCUAUUGAUCAGUGGAGGCUUAAAUUUAUUUUAAAUAAAUAUUUGACAAAUUUUUUUUGA